This is a messenger RNA of Kwoniella shivajii, 822 nucleotides long. RefSeq lists its product as uncharacterized. Gene Ontology annotation, biological process: DNA protection. The coding region runs from base 1 to 822 and encodes 273 amino acids. Gene Ontology annotation, molecular function: 8-oxo-7,8-dihydroguanosine triphosphate pyrophosphatase activity. The record is from RefSeq and is a predicted model, not a curated record. The transcript has 6 exons. Lineage: Eukaryota; Fungi; Basidiomycota; Tremellomycetes; Tremellales; Cryptococcaceae.
AUGGUCAGAACCGUGCCCGUGAAGGAAUAUCAUGGGCUCGACUUACCUCCGGAAUUCUCGCCAUGUCAUUUCGAUCACAAGACCCCGUUCGCAUCGCACCCUCCACUAGGAGGAUGGCAAGCGUUGAGUGGGCCGGGAAAUGUACACUCCGCUGUAGAAUACAGCUUGAUCUUUGUUGUAGACAGACAUGCUAAGAAGGUCUUGCUCGGUUACAAACGACGCGGUAUGGGUGUCAACCUAUACAACGGUUUUGGCGGCAAAGCGGAACCUGGUGAAAGCAUGGCAGAAUGCGCAGCACGUGAGCUAGAAGAAGAAUCUGGUCUUACCGCGACCGAAGAGGGACUUUAUUAUAAGGGAUACCUUUAUAGCUCACGACCGAUAUCUGCGGAUCUUUGCGAUGGUAGCGUGGUGAUCAGAAUCCACUUUUUCGCUUGCGUAGCUUGGUCGGGCCAACCAACCGGAACCGAAGAGAUGAUUCCUGAGUGGUUCGAGAUACCUACUGUAGACUCAAUCGCCGAGGAAGAUCACCAUCGCAACCUUUCGUUGCCUCUUAACAGAAUGUGGCCGGAAGCAUCGUUCUAUCUGUUACCUCUCCUACACAAUAUCAUGAACGAUAAUCGCAACGAAGUGAUGUUUGCUCGUAUCGAUUACUGUUAUCUGUCUUCGCUUGCUGCCCCAACCAACUUGUCGGCUCUCGAUGGUCUGACCUUGCGGGAAAAGAGGUCGGGUACCGAUUGCGAAGACGAAGACGUAGCAGAGCGAUUAAGUGGUUGGUGGAUGAGCUUCGCACCAAUACAAGCGCUGUCGAUGAUCAAUCACUAG